UGAGCGGUGACAAGCAGGAGGACCAGUCGUUAAAAUUUAGAGGACCAAUCCUCAGCGCUCGACAUGGAGAUGACCAUUAAACUUAUCUUCCCAAUCGUGGUGAUCUCCGUGCUGCUCGCAUGCAGUCCGACGGAAGCUUGGUACAAGCAAGUAGCCGGUCCAAGCUACUACUCAGUGGGCAGGGCGUCCGGCUUGCUGUCCGGUAUUCGGAGAUCACCGUACGUCAGGAGAGCCGAGCUGGACUCGUCAGACAGCGGAGAGACCGCGACCAACAACGUGUUUUCUGAAUUAACCCCGCACAAUUUCAUCCUGAAGACGAUGCCUGUUUGUAUUAAAGACAUUACACCAAACCUGCAGAGCUGUGAACUCUUACAGGAAACCAAGGGAUCAUUCAAGUGCAAAGCAGAUGUCUUCCUCUCUCUGGACUCCUCAGACUGUGCAGGGGACUGAGCAGUAAAGCCGACAGCUGAGCUGGAUGAUGAAGCCUGCUUCUUGAAGGCAUUACAUUUAAAAACUGUACAUUGUCCUAACUUUAAGUUUAAGGCUAGUGUCGAACUAGAUGGAAGAUAUGCUACUUUUCAUGUACCAUUUCACCAAUUUAUUGAUUUUAUGGUUAAACUGUCGGAAAUCUAAGCUGUAAAAGUAAUGUAUUAAUGUAUAUAUAUUUGAUCUGAGUUUUCAUUAAUAAAUGGA
This is a messenger RNA of Seriola dumerili (greater amberjack), 693 nucleotides long. RefSeq names its product neuropeptide B-like. Lineage: Eukaryota; Metazoa; Chordata; Actinopteri; Carangiformes; Carangidae. Gene Ontology annotation, biological process: G protein-coupled receptor signaling pathway; feeding behavior. The transcript is spliced from 2 exons. Gene Ontology annotation, molecular function: G protein-coupled receptor binding. The record is from RefSeq and is a predicted model, not a curated record. The coding region runs from base 64 to 450 and encodes 128 amino acids.